This is a messenger RNA of Neurospora crassa OR74A, 3623 nucleotides long. RefSeq lists its product as hypothetical. Lineage: Eukaryota; Fungi; Ascomycota; Sordariomycetes; Sordariales; Sordariaceae. The transcript has 5 exons. The record is from RefSeq and is a predicted model, not a curated record. Bases 583 to 2904 code for a protein of 773 amino acids.
GGAGAGUGUCAGGUUGGCCGCCGCGACUUGAAUGCGACGCGCAACAUCCCGCACCUUGUCGACUUCCAUCCUUCCAUUGACAACAUUCUUAGCUGGCGGCAUAGGAUCGAUUUCUUGUGGAAGCUACCUCUGCAUCAGUACGGGUUCCCCUUACUCUUCUCUUUCUCUAUCACAUACCUACCUACCUAUAGUUUGCACCAUAUCGUUACGUAGUCCGGCAUCUAGUCGCUUUCAGCCGAUCCAUCGUUAUUGUUCAUCAUCAUCCAUCCUUCUAUUCAGGUUCCAACACAGUACAGCGGCAGAACAAGCAGCACUUAGAAGCAGUCCCUGGACCGCUGACCUGCACUCACCCACCGACGUUGCUCCACCUCUAUUCAAGAUUAGACCGAGACAUAUUCGACCAUCUGUUCUGCGGUCCCCAGUAUACAUCUACGUACCUCCCUCUUGGAUAGAGCUAUUGGUGUUUUGGAUAUCGGCACAGCGGUGUUACACUUGUUUGGCGUUUCGUCCUUAUCUGCCUGGGCAUGAGAAAGAACAGCUAGAGGUUCGGUAUCUCAGUAGACAGACCUUCUCACACUUUCAAUGGCGCCCACCUACCAUCGAUCAGCAGCCCAGACUCGGCGUGGCGCUCGCAGCGGUUUCCCGGAACACGACGACUUCGAGGGUCUACCUGUACGCCAAUGGAGACAGGAAUGGGUCAAUGUAACACCUCCCCAACCUGCAGAGGCUACGCAGAAAAACGAUAUUUGGGACGUCGAGCUGCCCUUUGGCAUGCCCAAGGAAACUAAGCUGCUCCCAACCCACAGCCAGGAGCUCCUGCGCGCCGCUCGCUCUGGCCGACUCUAUAAGAGACCCGCUCCGACCGACGACGACGAUGAAAACGUCGACAUCGACAACAUCAAGGGCGACAAGAAGGAAAGCGAUGCGGCUGCUGAAGGGUUCACCGUGAAGAUGUGGAAGCAAACACCACGUAACAUCGAAGGGCCUGCUGAAUCACACCUGGCCAAGCGCCAUAAGAACACGGUCACAUUACCACCAAAGUCGAGGCUGGUACAGAUAGCCCAGGGACCGACGGUUACCAGAGCAACCGUCCGGCGUAUUGACGCCGCCGGCAACCCCUACGAGCAGACGAUCACUUUGGCCGAGGGACAACAAGUUGAUGGCGAGAUCAUAUCAACAACGGUGGUGCCGGCACCAGUCGCUGCGGCUGAGGUUGCGGCUCAGGCUGCGCCGCCUGCACCAGUCAGGAGAAGGCCUCCUCCGCCAAAGCGGAAGGCUAAGGGCCCUGGUCGAGGUCGCAAGAAGGGUAAGCUGCCACUCCCAACAACAACGCGGCCAGAGCCGACUAGUGUGGAGGCCGGUGAUGCAGAGGUCAAGAUCGAGGGCACUCCAGUAAACGGAAUCAAAAUCGAAGAAACCGGUGACAGUGCGAACCAGGAUAGCGAGAUGGCCGAUUCCUCACAGAUUCCUUCCGAUGAUGAUGAGGGCGACGAUGGCGACGAAGGGGAAGAAGAAGGCGAUGCCGACGAAAGCAUGGCUGAGGGCGAUACCCCUGGUGUUGAUACCAGCAUCAGUCAGGACCAAGACCAGGAGAUGGGCGAUGCAGGAGCAUCGGAAGUUAUUCGCCCCAGCUCAACUGAAGAGUCAGAAGAAAGAGAUGCCGGUAAUGAGGAAGAUACUGCUGCCAGGUCACGCCUUGGCAGCAGCCUCGCCCCGCCAACGCUCGGAUCACUUGCGUCAAUGAGACUUGAAGGGAGUCCACUGAAGAAUGUAAUGAUCCGAUCGCCAACAGAGCCUCCAGAGUCCAGGUCAGAUGUGCCAGGGGUCGAGGGAUCUUUCUUCCCGUCUACGACUGUAGACGACGUCAAGACCGAAGUUCCGGCUGCGGCGAAGGAGUUUGACACACAAGACAAUUCUGUCGGUGCUGCCUUCCUUUCCGAAGUGGUGGUAGAGGCCGAGCAGCCGGUAGCUGACGCAGUGGAUGUUACAACUGGAACCAUCGCAAUGGAUGUCGACACCAACUCUGAGCAGCAACAGCCCGCAGAAUCGACUCCAUCUGCCGAGGCUAAAGUCGAGGAUCUUGGGGCUGCACUAGACUUGCCAGGGUUGCGGCCAGACGCUCCAACCUCCAUUUUCACGUCGACCACAUCCACUACGGCAGGUACAACAACAGAAAUGAUAACCACGGCCACAGAAACAGCAUCGGCACUGAUAGACUCCUCGUCCGUUCCCGCAGACGCCCCGGUGGAAGAAGUCGAUGUACUUCAGGAGCAACCUUCAGACGAUGCUGUACCCACGAUAGCAGAGCCCGUGCUCCAACCGCCAGACUCCCCGGCCCUGCUCCCCACUGCUACGACAGAGGAUGAAGACGACGGGCUUAACUUGCUCGGUAGCCUGGAAAGGGAACUAGACCGUCAAGAGGAAGUGAGUCGCGCCGGUAGUGCCGCCAGCGGUGCCGGUACAGGUGCGGCUGCGGGUGCCACUACCAAACAAGAGAGCAACGGUGGAGUGGACAAUCAGAAAGACACCAAGGCUGGCGAAGAAAAGCCAUUGUCAGAGCCGGAGACACAGGGAGCUGCGGUAGAAGAUGGAGGUAAUACUGCCGAGUCGGACAAAGUCGGUACUGAGGCUACUGUCGAUGUCACUGCCAUUGCCGAUGCUGCUGCUCCUCCUCCUCCUCCUUCUCCUUCUCCCCCUGCUACUACUGCCAGAGACGAAGAAAAGCCGAAAGAGGCUACCGCAGGCACCCCAGCGGAAAGUCAGGAAGCGGCUAAACAACAAGAGCAGGAACAAAAGGAAGACGUCCCUGCUUCCACUGCACUCAGUGCUGAUGGUGACAGUGUUCUAAAAGAAUCAGAACCGGAAUCGGUCCAGCAAGUCGUUGAACCGCCAAAGCAAGAGUAGGGCGGCCUUAGAGUAGACAAGGAAUUUGACGUUGACCGGUUUCGGGGGAAAUUGGCUAACGAGCUGAGCUCCGUGCGAUAGUGACUCAAAGGGGGUUUUGGUUAUUUGAAAAAGGUGUCACUCUCCCGGGAAUCGUGUAGUGGAUUGUCAUUUUUGAUAAUUCUGUUUUGGGGAAGAAUGUGAACAAAAGCUUUGCGUGCUUCAGAGCAAACAAAGGUGGCUGUAGGCUCGACUUGGCCCGACUUGAGAUUGAAGAUGUCACUCUUAGGUACUUUUGGCAUAUAUGCUCAAGAAAGAAGCGAGGCUGUUUUUCAUAUGAUAUUGUGCAAAUUUGUUGUUUGUCGACAGCAUCGGUUGCCUGCCUGUCUGGCUUACAUUCCGCACCCUCUUCAAUUUUCAUUGUGGCUAGCAGUGUCACGGGUGGUCUUCGCUGUGAUGAUAAACCUUGCCUUGAACGGGUGCGACCUACGAAUCAGAGAUGCAGUGGCGCUCUAGAGCACAUGACUAACACAACAUCAAAAUAGCCGCAUGUUUGUUAACGUCAAUCAGGUACACGGACACUUGCAAGUACACUACUGAUCAACUUCACGCGAACAUGAGCAAAAAUGUGUCUAUAACGAUGCUAUUUGUCUCUAAAUUCCAGGACGAUCGUACCUAAUGCAACUCAGUGCGGCCGACUACUUUCAGGAGUCGCUGAUUGAUCAUCCAUCAACGCACCC